Podospora pseudopauciseta is the source of this 2835-nucleotide messenger RNA. RefSeq lists its product as uncharacterized. The coding region runs from base 634 to 2835 and encodes 733 amino acids. NCBI's taxonomy places the organism in Eukaryota, Fungi, Ascomycota, Sordariomycetes, Sordariales, Podosporaceae. The record is from RefSeq and is a predicted model, not a curated record. Gene Ontology annotation, molecular function: RNA binding. The transcript is spliced from 4 exons.
CGCUCGUUCCCCGCCUCCUCUCCAUCUUCGCGGCAAAAAGGCCGGCCAUCUCGAUCUUCUUCGAUUUCCAUCAAGACGACUUCAUCAAGAACACACUUUUUUUCAUCCAUCUCUAACUUUGCAGUAGCCCAACGUAUUUCCCCCCCAGAGCCUUCUAGAAAAUCUUUUGAGCAGGAUUGUGCCGAGUGGGAUCUAUUGCUGCGUGCCCUGCUCCCCCCCCUCAAAAAAAACACGCGUCUCUGGUGUUUGCGCAUGCUCUCAGGUUUCGUCCGAACGUAACUUGGUGAACUCGACGCGACCUUCAAAUCAAACCUAGUAAUCUGCUGGCUGCCACUUCCCUCGGGGGACCUUGACGAGAGCAAGGCAGAGCAAACAAAUCAAAGUCAAAAGCCAGCCAACCGUAUUUUAUUCUUCUAUUGUGACCUAGGAGCAUGGCAUAGAUCUUGUUCACCUGCUACCCCACCAAGCUCACUCAGUCGUAUCAUACUUCGAGAAGAGAUCACGGGCCUGUCUCUCGGCUCUUUUUAACGACUUUUUCAACAACGUUUUUUUCCCUUCCCACUGGUAUCACCACCGCCAGUCAUCCACAUCAUCCAUUGUCACCAAAGAAGGCUUCCGGAAGUGGACAACGAGAUGACAUCGUCACCGGUAGCAGAGCUCGAGGCUGGGCUGCAAGCCUUGCUCAGCCUCAAGGCUCCAGGCGUAUCUGGUUCUCGGAUCUCAAAUCUUACUGCACUUUGCGUCAACAACCCACAGUCUGAGUCGGUCAUCGUCCAAAAAUUCUAUACACAUCUCAAGAAAACGCCCGGAACACACAAGCUGGGCGUCCUCUACGUCGUAGACCAAGUAGCACGGGAGUGGUUGAAGAAGGCCAAGGCUCUGGGACAGUUUCCCAUAAAUUCUUCAGCGCAAGAUGGCACAUAUGCUGCGGGCGUGCAUAGAUUGACUGAACUCAUGCCCACUCUGAUGAACGACAGCAUCUCGGCGGCUCCAGAAGAUCAAAAGGACAAGAUCAAGAAACUGCUCGAUAUUUGGGAGAAGGGCGAGACGUUUCCCGCUGCCAUGGUUAGUUCCUGGCGGGAGAAGCUCAAUGCUCCCCAGCCGACACUCCAAUCAACAACACCUCCCGGAAGCCCUCCCCCCAACCUGAUGGCUUCGCUUGGUAUUGGAAGCAAGCCGCCUGCACCGCCAGCAACGCAAAGCAACCCUCUAAACAUUCUUGAGACCCUUGCCAACCUGGCUCGCCAAAAUGCGCCCAGUACACAGAGUAAUCACUCGGCCGGGCCAGUCCCGGCUCCGGCCCCUCCUGCGGCCCCAGUCCAAGCUCCAGUUCAAGCCCCGGCCCCGACUGCGGCUCCGGCCCCUGCCCCGCUGCCUGCAGCCUUGUACGGCAUCCUUGGUAGCCAGCCUGGCAAUAGCGCCAUGCAGCCUGCUGCUCCGCCUGUCAACAUGUCCACAUUGCCACAUGCCUUUCCACCACCCAUGGCAGCUCCUCAGCCUGCCCAUUUCCCACCACCCGCAGCACCUCCAGUGCUGAAUGGUGCGGCCAAUCCAGCUGCCAAUCCGGCGGCCGUCCAGCUAUUGAGCGCCUUGCUGGCCCAAGGUGUACCUGUCGAACAAAUCGCCAGCGUAAUGCAGCUCAUGACCCAAAACACUGCGGCUACCGGAUCUCCAGCCGUCCCACAAACCGGCUUCCCGCAGCCACCUCAAGCCGCUUACCCUGGCUACCCAGCUCCUCCCGUCAGUGCCGGCCCUGGUCCAGCCCCCUGGGAAGCGCCCAGACAUGCAGCCGACUCCCGUGAUCGCAACGGCUAUCACUCACCAGGGCGUGUUCCCCGCGGUAGAUCCCGCUCCCGCUCGCCGGGACGCUGGGACGCCAGAGACUCACCCCGAUCCCGCCGCAACGACCGCGGAGGAUUCGACUACAACCGCCCAGCCUCGCCAAACCGGGGUUACAAUGAUGAUAGGGGAUAUCGCCAGCGCUCGCCCCAGGGCAGGAGAGGUAGCCCAUCAGAUAACUUUUCCCGCCAACAACAGCAACAACAACAAGGGCCGCCACAGCCCAACGGAGAAAAAUGGGUCGAUCACGACCCUACCGUUCCCCCUGGCCACUUCAAGGUCUUGUCGCGAACCCUUUUCGUUGGCGGGGUCAUGGUUUCCGAACCCGAAUUACGGGAAAUCUUCUCUCGCUUCGGCGAGGUCCAAAGUGCCAUUGUUCACAAGGAGAAGAGACACGCCUUUGUGAAAAUGUAUUACAGGAAAGAUGCCGAAAAGGCCAAGGCGGCCAUGUCGGAGGGGGGGGCGAGGGGGAACGAGCUCCGGACGAAGUGGGGAGUGGGCUUUGGGCCCCGGGAUUGCAGUGAUUACGGCACUGGAAUUUCUGUUAUUCCUAUUCAAAAGCUCACGGAAGCGGAUAGGAAGUGGGUGUUGACUGCGCCGUACGGCGGUAGUGGCGGGAGGCCAAUUGUGACGGGGAUGGUGGUGGAGGAGCCAGAUAUUGAGAUUGGUGCGGGGGUGUCGAGUAAGGCGAUCUCUAGGAGGAUGCAAACUGAUAAAGGCGGGAGUCACGGGCCUAAGUCAAGUAGGCGGGAGGAGGACCAUCACCAUGAUGGGGGGUAUCAGGGUGGUGGUGGUGGCGGUGGUGGGAGAGGGGGAUGGGGAGGAGGGAAGAAGGAUAGGGGUGGAAGGGGAGGGGGUUUUGAUGGGAAGAGGGGAAGUCAUGGCGGGAAUGGGAACCAACAGAAUGGCGAUGAUCCAAUUGUUAUGGAAUUGCCGCCGGGAAUCCAAAUGAGUAGGAAUGGGCCGGUCUUUCAGGGGUUUAAUGGCGGUUAUUAG